Ornithorhynchus anatinus (platypus) is the source of this 5657-nucleotide messenger RNA. It is a transcript of the gene CACHD1, whose product is annotated as cache domain containing 1. Gene Ontology annotation, molecular function: voltage-gated calcium channel activity. The record is from RefSeq and is a predicted model, not a curated record. Gene Ontology annotation, cellular component: voltage-gated calcium channel complex. NCBI's taxonomy places the organism in Eukaryota, Metazoa, Chordata, Mammalia, Monotremata, Ornithorhynchidae.
ACCACCAGGACCGGCACGACCAGCACCACCAGGACCGGCACCAGCGUCCAGUGGCUCGGUGGGCCGGAGGAGGAGGAGGAUUGAAGGAAGGGGAAGGGGUGGAGGAGGAGUCCCCCGUCCCUCGUCCCUCGUCCCUCCACUCCCCAUUCCGUGCCCUGUCCGGGGGAUGGCUCGCCCCAUCCCUCCCGGCCCCUAGACGCCCCCGGGCCAAGGAGCGGGCGGCGCCCACCGCCCCCCACUCCCAGCCGGACAGACAGCUAGCCGGGCCGGGCAGCAUGGCCCGGGCACCCGGGGCACCCCCCGACCCACCGUCGCUGCCCCUCCUGGCCUUGGCCCUGGCCCUGGCCCUGGCCCUGGCCCCCUGCCCCGCGCAGGGGGUCGCCGACGCCCACUUCUCCAUCCUGGACGAGGCGCAAGUGCUGGCCAGCCAGAUGCGGAGGCUGGCCACCGAGGAGCUGGGGGUCGUCACCAUGCAGCGGAUAUUCAACUCCUUCGUGUACACGGAGAAAGUCUCCAAUGGAGAAAGCGAAGUGCAGCAGCUUGCCAAGAAAAUCCGAGAGAAGUUUAACCGUUACUUGGAUGUGGUGAAUCGGAACAAACAAGUCGUGGAAGCAUCAUAUACCGCUCAUUUGACAUCUCCGCUGACAGCGAUACAAGACUGUUGCACCAUUCCACCGUCCAUGAUGGAAUUCGAUGGAAAUUUCAACACCAACGUGUCUCGAACCAUUAGCUGCGAUCGACUGUCUACCACCGUCAACAGCCGAGCCUUCAAUCCCGGACGAGAUCUGAACUCGGUUCUCGCGGACAACCUGAAGUCGAACCCUGGGAUCAAGUGGCAGUACUUCAGCUCCGAAGAAGGAAUUUUCACUGUGUUUCCCGCUCACAAGUUCCGGUGCAAGGGCAGUUAUGAGCAUCGCAGUAGACCCAUCUACGUCUCGACCGUGCGGCCCCAGUCGAAACACAUAGUGGUCAUCGUGGAUCACGGCGCUUCGGUCACGGAGACCCAGCUGCAGAUCGCCAAAGAUGCUGCCCAUGUCAUCCUCAGCUCCAUUGACGAACACGAUAAGAUCUCCGUGCUCACUGUGGCAGACACAGUCAGAACCUGCUCCCUGGAUCAGUGUUAUAAGACAUACCUGUCUCCAGCCACUAGCGAGACAAAAAGGAAAAUGUCUACCUUCGUUAGUAGCAUAAAAUCAUCUGACAGCCCUACCCAGCAUGCAGUGGGAUUUCAAAAGGCAUUCCAGUUAAUGCGGAGCACAAACAAUAGUACAAAAUUCCAGCCAAAUACCGACAUGGUCAUAAUUUACCUGUCAGCUGGAAUUACAUCAAAGGAGUCUUCAGAAGAAGAUAAAAAGGCUACUCUUCGUGCCAUCAAUGAAGAAAAUAGCUUUCUCAACAACUCUGUAAUGAUUCUCACCUAUGCCCUCAUGAAUGAUGGGGUGACCGGCUUGAAAGAACUGGCCUUCCUGCGAGAUCUGGCCGAGCAAAACUCAGCCAAGUACGGCGUCCCCGACCGAAGCUCCUGGCCGGUGAUUAAGGGCAGCAUGAUGGUCUUGAACCAGCUGAGCAACCUGGAGACCACAGUGGGUAGGUUUUACACGAACCUGCCCAACCGGAUGAUCGACGAAGCCGUCUUCAGCCUCCCCUUUUCUGAUGAAAUGGGCGACGGUUUGAUCAUGACAGUGAGCAAACCCUGUUACUUUGGGAACCUUCUGCUGGGGAUCGUAGGUGUGGACGUCAACCUGGCCUACAUACUCGAGGACGUGACCUAUUACCAAGACUCUCUGGCUUCCUAUACGUUCCUCAUAGACGAUAAAGGAUACACACUUAUGCACCCAUCCCUUACCAGGCCCUAUCUACUCUCAGAACCCCCACUUCACACCGACAUUAUACAUUAUGAAAACAUUCCAAAAUUUGAGUUGGUUCGGCAGAACAUCUUAAGCCUCCCCUUGGGCAGUCAGAUUAUUACAGUCCCCGUGAACUCUUCGCUGUCUUGGCACAUAAACAAACUGAGAGAGACUGGGAAAGCAGCCUACAAUGUUAGCUACGCCUGGAAAAUGGUCCAGGACACCUCCUUCAUCCUGUGCAUCGUGGUGAUCCAGCCGGAGGUUCCUGUCAGACAGCUGAAGAACCUCAACACCGUGCCUAGCAGCAAGCUCCUGUACCACCGGCUAGAUCUUCUGGGCCAACCCAGUGCCUGCCUCCAUUUCAAACAGCUGGCCACCCUAGAAAGCCCCACGGUCAUGCUGUCUGCAGGGAGCUUUUCUUCCCCUUAUGAACACCUAAGCCAGCCGGAGACCAAGCGAAUGGUGGAGCACUACACCGCCUAUCUCAGUGACAACACUCGCUUGAUUGCUAAUCCCGGGCUUAAGUUCUCUGUCAGAAAUGAAGUAAUGGCUACCAGUCACGUCACAGAUGAAUGGAUGACCCAAAUGGAAAUGAGUAGCCUGAACACUUACAUUGUCCGCCGUUACAUAGCAACGCCCAAUGGGGUCCUCAGAAUUUACCCUGGUUCUCUCAUGGACAAAGCAUUUGAUCCCACCAGAAGACAAUGGUACCUGCAUGCCGUGGCUAAUCCGGGAUUAAUUUCUCUGACCGGUCCUUACUUAGAUGUUGGAGGAGCUGGCUACGUGGUUACCAUCAGUCAUACUGUUCACUCUUCCAGCUCUCAGUUGUCCAUCCCGGGGCACACUGUGGCUGUAAUGGGCAUCGAUUUCACCCUGAGAUAUUUUUACAAAGUUUUAAUGGAUUUAUUACCAGUUUGUAACCAAGAUGGAGGCAACAAAAUAAGAGGUUUCACAUCAACUAUCGGAAUCUUCCUCAACAGCGUCCCUGUGAAGAACCCUUCCGGUGGCCAGACGACAUCCCUCAACCCCAUCCCAACUUCGUCCAAGAAGAACUUUGGUGGCAACAGCCUUCAUGACAGGACGGUCCAGACGGGUUUUAAUAAAUUUAAAUCCAGCCUGGUGGGGGAUUUGACAAACCUUGUGCACGGCAGCCACUGUUCCAAAUACCGACUGACCCGGAUCCCAGGCACCAACGCUUUUGUCGGCAUCGUCAAUGAAACCUGCGACUCUCUGGCCUUCUGCGCUUGCAGCAUGGUGGACCGUCUGUGCCUCAACUGUCACAGAAUGGAGCAGAACGAGUGUGAGUGUCCCUGCGAGUGCCCCCUGGAAGUGAACGAAUGCACCGGCAAUCUCACCAACGCAGAGAGCCGAAAUCCAAGUUGCGAAGUCCACCAGGAACCGGUAACAUACACGGCCAUCGAUCCUGGCUUGCAGGACUCUCUCCACCAGUGUGUCAACACCCGGUGCAGCCAGAGGAUGGAAAGCGGAGAAUGUUUCGGCGUGUUGGAUUGCGAGUGGUGCAUGGUGGACAGCGAUGGAAAGACCCACCUGGACAAGCCAUACUGUGCGUCGCAGAAAGAAUGCUUCGGGGGCAUCGUGGGGGCCAAAAGCCCUUACGUAGAUGAUAUGGGAGCCAUAGGCGACGAGGUCAUCACCCUGAACAUGAUCAAGAGCGCACCCGUGGGUCCCGUGGCCGGCGGGAUCAUGGGGUGCAUCAUGGUGCUGGUCCUGGCAGUGUAUGCCUACCGCCACCAAAUCCAUCGCAGGAGCCAUCAGCAUAUGUCGCCGCUGGCCGCCCAGGAAAUGUCCGUGCGAAUGUCCAACCUGGAAAACGACCGAGACGAGAGAGACGACGACAGCCACGAGGAUCGCGGGAUCAUCAGCAACACGCGGUUCAUAGCGGCGGUCAUCGAGCGGCACGCCCACAGCCCGGAGCGGAGGCGACGCUACUGGGGUCGGUCGGGGACAGAGAGCGACCAUGGUUAUAGCACCAUGAGCCCCCAGGAGGACAGUGAAAACCCCCCCGGCAACAACGAUCCCCUGUCGGCCGGGGUCGACGUGGGGAACCACGAUGAGGAUUUGGACCUGGACACGCCUCCCCAGACGGCCGCUCUGUUGAGUCACAAAUUUCACCACUACCGGCUCCACCCGCCCUCCCUCCAUCACAGCCACCACUUACAGGCGGCGGUCACAGUACACACUGUCGAUGCAGAAUGCUAGUGACCUCUCGAUACGGGGGUGUGAAGAGGCAGAAGACGGAGAUACCUGCAGCAAGAGACCACUUCUAUCUGUGCUUGGCCAGGAAUUGUUACCGCCCCCUCCCACCGCCCCGCAAGCCCCAAUUCCAGCCUGUUACCAUGUUGGAGAACAAGAGCCGAACCUUUCCAGCUGCCGGACGGCGAAGCCGGCUCCGAAACGGAGGGGAGAAGUGGCCGUGACGUUGACGAAGUGGAUUAGGGAUGAAGAGCUAAAUGAGAGCUUGGGUUUGUCCUCCGUUCGGCCGAGCCGGGGAAAGGCGGGGUCAGAGGAGCCGGUGAUGUUCGGCUUGCCUGAAUCUCAAGAACGGAAAGGAGGGCCACCAAAAACCUGGGGAAGGUGACCCCGACGAAAGGGGGUGGUCUCGUCGAGACUCCGAUGGGUCUCCAACAGGUACACGGCUAUCACCUGGCUGCAGGGACUUAAGCCGGGGGGGCGUGAAACAGGGCAUCUCAAAGUUUUUAAGUAAAGGAUUAUUUUUCUACUAUUUAUUGAACUUGACAUACGUGAACUCUGGAGGGAAAGGACAAGGAAGCCACUAUCAGCGUACCCACCCAUCCUCCUCCCCGUCCCGCUGUGGCGAGCAGGCGAUCUCUCUUGAGGAAUUCCGUUUCUCGUUUAGCUGACACCAGCGCCUGCCCCGGUCCCUCAGAUGGUUGGGGCAGGGGGUGGAAAGGAAAUGAAGAAAUCCUUCUCCGUCCUGUUUACAUUCAUUUUCUUCCCCACCACUCCUCGGUAAGACCGCGCCUCCAUUUGUGACUUGGCGUCCUUCGUCGUGGACGUACUCUGCUAGGACCCCAAUGGGACGGUCUCCUUGUAAACCUUCCUCUUGCCAUCCAGAAUUCCUUUUUUUCCACCUUUCUGUCACCCCGUUGUUUCCCCACCCCCACCAUCUCUCCAGGAGACCCAACCAACUCCACAAAUCCAGCCUUCCCACCAAGAAAAGACGAUUCAUUCCUCUUGCAGUAAAACAGUAUUUGGAAACCACAAAUUGCCCCAAUUCUUUACCAGAGAAAUAUCGCCCCUUUUGUGUCUGAGUCUGAGGAAUCUCUGAGGAAUCUGGAGUAUACCAGUGGAGAGGAAAAGCAGUGUGUUGCAGAAUUCUGGAUCUUCCGAAAGGUUUCCUUGAGAAAUCCAGAGUGAGAAAGGUGCUCUUGGUGAUCCAGAAUCUAAGAGUGCUCUGCUGCUUUGGUGGAUGAUCCAGAAUCUAAGAGUGCUCUGCUGCUUCGGUGGAUUAAUCAGGUCUAUCUUAUACAACACGGGGGCAUCGGAAUUUUAAAUUAGUGGUCUACUCACAGUGUUGUAUUUUAGAUGCACAUUUUGUGAUUCAGAUAUGUUAUAAAGGCAUCCUCGCACUGUGCUUAUGGUAAAUUUCCAUUUAUAUGUAGUUUAAAAACAUACUGAUACUGUUUUAAUGAUAGGGUACUUAAAUACUGUUAUGUAAAAAUUUGGUUCUUAAACAGUACGGUAAGUAACUAUGUGUGCUAUCAGGAAACCCCUUUAUACUAUGUAUAAAAUUGCAGUCUCUAGUGAAAUAAACUGUAUAUAAAGUCG